AUGACGGAACGUGGCAUUGCCGUGUAUACGACAGACAAAUACACGAGACUGAAUUUUGACAAGUACGUUCGAGCAAACAGUGUGACCGAUAGCAUAGCCGGAAUGUUGACCAACCAUCAGCCAUCACUCAUGCAUUUCGGAGCUGCUCAAAUGUCGCCCAGUUCACGAAUGAUACGAAGCUACAAAAAGUGUCCUGGUUGUGUGGUUAAUAUGGUCGACGAAUGCAAUGCUGCCAUCAAUGAACGUGUGAAACAAACGAAAGAUGAAGCAAGAGAAGCUGAAACUGUUUUUCUCGAGAAAGAAGCGGAAGAGGGCAACGGAAAUCCAGCGGUUGGCAAUGAUGUCCCACAUCCAGAUCAACUAAACCCAGAUUUACUCCCAAAAGUGACAAUCUACCACAAAACAUGGCGAGUAAAUGGGCUUGGAAAUUUGGAAUACGUGAAAUUCAAUUCAGCCGGUGAGAUGGAAUUUGUCGAGCCACGAGUACACAAGACGAAAUGGCAUCGUGACAUAGCCGCUGCAAAAUGUAUCCUGAUCAAAGGACACUGUGACUUGUUUGGGUACAUGUUAUCCGAAACAUUGUAGUGGCCAUCCAACCAGCGAGCUGUUGUCAACAACUAACCAGCAUCAUGCAUCGUCGUUCACGCCAUUCACAUUGAAUA
Molecule: messenger RNA, 662 nt
Organism: Sitodiplosis mosellana (orange wheat blossom midge)
Lineage: Eukaryota; Metazoa; Arthropoda; Insecta; Diptera; Cecidomyiidae
Exons: 3
Coding region: 1-585 (194 amino acids)
Source: RefSeq, a predicted model, not a curated record